UUCCCUGAAUCCCCAAGUCACACUGGGGCAGUGGUGGCGUCAGUGGUCCUGUUGCUUGUCCUGGCUCUGGCAGCGGUGGUCUAUUCCAAGUGCCGACUCAACUUUAAACUGUGGUAUAGGAACAUUUACGGAGAGUAUGAGCUUAAUGAUGGCAAAAUGUAUGACGCCUACAUCUCAUAUGUCAACAAUGAGAAUGACAGGAAAUUUGUCAACUUCAUCCUGAAACCUCAUUUGGAGAACAAGUACAGUCAUAAACUGCUGCUCAACGACACAAACAUCCUUCCUGGAGCUGAGCCAUCUGCAGAGUUGCUGAUGAACAUUAGUCGCUGUCGCCGGAUGAUUGUGGUUCUCUCUCAGUCGUACCUGGAGCAGGAGUGGUGCACAACCAACUUUAGACAGGGUCUGUGGCACUUGAUUGAGCUGUCGAGGAAGCCCAUCUUCAUCAUAUUUCAGUCACAGCAGAAGCAAAUGAGCCAGGACAUCAGUCACCAGCUGAAACAACAGCAGUCCCGAAUCACAACCCUCACCUGGGGCGCACACUCCAUAAUCCCUUCUUCAGGCUUCUGGAAGGAGCUCACGUUGGCGAUGCCGCUUAAGGUGACGUUUCACAGGGAAUCUGCCGGCGAUCCGCAGACUCUGCUGCAGGGCGAUAAAGAUCCCAUGCUCACGCAGCAGCCCGAUUACCUGGACUGCAGACCGGACCCCGAUCCCGCAGGAGACCUGGGUUUGCGUUUGCCCAUCUACAAGACCCUUCCCUCCAAAGCUCCGGUGCUUCCUGCAGGUCCCAGUGUGACGGCUGAACCAAAACCCCCAGAGAUAGACGUGUCUGAUCUCGGCUCGAGGAACUACGCCGCACGCACUGACUUUUACUGCCUGGUCACGGAAGACGAUAUCUGAGUCACACUGUCACUCUUUUCUUUGUUUUUGUUUAUUUAUGCAUGCACAAUUCUUUAUGCUUUUAUGCUAAAUGUUUUAGAACAUGUCAUGUACAGUCAGGGAUUUUGAUUCUGUACAUAUUUUAAUAAAGUUGUGGAGUCCAUGUCCAUGUGUUCAUGCCUGCUUCCCUACUAUAUACAGUAGUAGGCAAAAACAGUACAUGUUCAUAGUAUUCUUAAAAACUGAUAAGGGAAAAAGCAUAGUUCAUAUAUGAAAAAGCAUUAUGUGUCCAACAGUAAUACUCGCAUCGAAAAGACAAACAAGGGGCAUAGGACAUGUGAUAUAAACGAUCAACUGUAUCUAAAAAGUAGAGUGCUUUUGAAUCGGACACUGGUCGCACUGUAUAUGUUAUUUCGUUAUACAAAGGUUAAGUUAUUGUGAUUAACUAGUUGAUUAAGGAUUCAUCAGACUGUUCUAAACUAGUAACUCAAAAGUUCAAGAGUUUUUUGUUUUUUUCUUUUGAAUGAUUUAAUAACCGGAUCUACUUAUUUGCUAGAGAAGGAAACUACUGACAUGUUUUCUUGCCAUAACUUCAUAGUAGUCUUGUAUCUCAUUACACUUAAUUUAGACUGCGCUCACAACACGUUAAAUAUGAUUUAUUUUGACGUGUUACUGUAGAUUGCAAUAAGUAUUACUGGUUAUGAAAGGGACCUCAAGAGGGCGUUGGCCUUAAAACCCAUAAGAGCCCAGACCAAUGUCUCCUUAUAGGAAAAUUAUGGGGCAUAUAAAACAUACCAAAUGGACCAGUUAUAACAUGUUUCUGCAGUUGUUUUUGAAAUACAACAUCUACUUGUGAAAGAUCUGUAAAGUGACAUA
Molecule: messenger RNA, 1752 nt
Organism: Sinocyclocheilus grahami
Lineage: Eukaryota; Metazoa; Chordata; Actinopteri; Cypriniformes; Cyprinidae
Product: single Ig IL-1-related receptor
Exons: 7
Biological process (GO): signal transduction
Source: RefSeq, a predicted model, not a curated record